ACACUCUCACACACACACACACACACACACACACACACACACACGCUGCUGCAGCGAUGACCCCCGUCUUACUGACACGUUAACAGCCCGUGGUGCAUACGGGAGUACAAUCCGAGCCCAUUACUGCUGGCGGGAGAGACGUAACUUUCCCCGAGAGAAGUGGGCAAAUAACAUCUAGUGUUACCAGUCCGCCACCUAGCUGCGGAGACGCGCCGACGAAGAUCUGUCGACUGUAUGAUUAUGAAAACACCCGCGCCAAUGUUGUUUCACAGGAGGCUCCGCGCUCCGAUGGGAUUGAAACUCGGUUUUAGGAGGUGUUUUAACCUCCGCUGGCCUUAGUUAUGCAAUCAAAGCAACAUCUAAUGCACCAAAAGCUCCGGAUCGCUGCUGGUGCGAAGGGGAUAGCAGGACAGCAACACCUUAACCUCCUGCCUAAACGCAGUUGGCUACGGGACGCGCUCUCGGUUCAAACCUAAAGGACAAGAGAUCUUCCUUCGCUGGAGAAAGGACUAAUUGUUUAUGGACUGUUACAGGAUAUUCUUCUUAAAAUCUGUCAACUAACACCUUCAUCCAGCUGUUUGCCCCUGACCUAGCCAAAUCCCCGGGGUCAUUUAAAAGUGCUUAAUACUGGAAACCCAAAGGUGUUGUACUACUCCCCCCUAACUUCUCUGAUGGACCAGAGAGUGAAGGGGGGAUUCCCUCCAACGACAAACUCCACUCUGGACCCUAACUCUGCACCUGCAGACUCUAAAAGGGAUGAAGUGGUAGAGAAAAAGAGGGGAGGUGAGGGCGAGAAUGGAGAUGUCGAGGAAAAGGAGGACGAAAAAAGAGGAGCAGGAAAAAAGAGGGACGGAGACAAAGGGGCAGUGCUGGAGUUGCUCAUCGAGGGGCGCUGUGGAAGUGCGGGGCAGCAACAGCUCCAGAUCUCCAGUAGGGAGACAAGCUGCCCCGAGGGAAAUGUACGACUCCGGAUCGGACUCGAGGCCAAACGCACAAAGAAACCACCCAAGAUCUUGGAGAGCUACGUCUGCAAACCGACUUUCAGGACCUAUCAAAGACAAGGCAGGGGGAUACCGCUGAGGGGGGAUGGAGAAGGAGGAGUGGGGCAACAGAGUAAAAGCAGCUCUGUUCCAGACAAGGCAGCCAGAGAUCAACGCUCAGGCUCAGAUGCUGUCCAGACCACAUCAAAACAAACGGCAUCUGCUGCUUCGCCGCCACCUGCAUUAUCAUCAUCUUUGCCAUCGCAGCCACCGACGUUAUCAUCAGCAUUACCUACAGCUUCCACACCUACCACAACCAGUCAAGGAGCCAAGUCUGCCAAACAGGUUCCUGUCAAGCUGGGGGAUAAGACUGAGGUAAAUUCAAAUCGCUCAUCUGAGAGAGUGAAGAAAGAGAAGCUUUCUGGUGUCAAUGGCCUGUCUGUUCCAGCAGGGUAUAAACCCUGUCCGCCAACAGUUGACCAGACAACUUCAAACACUCCUUCAAGCACAUGCAUCAAAGUCUUGUCUGAACCAGAAACCUUAAGUGAGGGAAAGACCUCUAAGAAACACAAUGGCUUGGUACAGACAUCAAAACAAAAGGGAUUAUCCAAUGGUAAAGGCUCUGCUGACAUCCUUUGCACUUCUGACUCGUCAAAAAUCAAAGUUGGAAAACCCAGCAGUUCUCCCUCCAUUUCUUCUGUGGACUCUCUGACAAGACAUCCGGUCUCCAACAGCUCCCAUAAAGAACUUAGCCUGUCUAAUAAGAGUGGGCCAGACUCUCCUUCUUUUCCCUUGGUGACCCCAAAACCACAGUCCUCCUCUUCUGUGGAUCUCUCCUCUGUCCAAUCGCAAGAGCAGGAUCCCUUGUUACAGCCCUCACUUGAGAAAAAAAGAGAGAAAGACAAGAAAGCACGGAAAGAGAAAAGAAGAGACAAAAAGUCAAAACGAGAUAAAUUAGAGUCUGAAAGAGCAAAAAGUGAAAGCAGAAAGGAAGAAGGCAAGAAGAAAAAGAAGGAGAAGGGGAAGGACGGGAAAUCAAGACAUGGUAAACUAAAGGAUGAAAGACAUAAGACUGACAAUACAUGGAGGGAUGACCUAAAGAUUCAAAGCGGACAGGUUGAGAACAAGAGGGAUAAGCUCAGCCCAGAAAGGGAAAAAAAAGAAGAUAAUGCAAAAUGUGGAGAAACAGUUGUCAGUGGUAAAAUAGAUAAAAACUGUAAAUUAGCGAAUUCAGACAGACACGAUGAGAUAAACAGGGCAGAUGACAGUUGCAAGCCAGUUAAACAAGCUGAGCCAGCAACAUCUGACACUGGUAAAUCAAAAGAACAAGAUAUCUCAAGACAUUUAACUGUGUCUCCAAGCCAACCCUCCACUUGUGCUCCUCCCCCUCUGCCCAAUUCUGCAGCCCGUACCUCUGUUUCCCCCCCUUCGUCCCCGCGAGAGCAGGACAGCCGACCGCUUAAGAAACGCAAAGCCAGACGGCCCAGCUGGACCAAGCUGGUGCAUCGGGCCCAGAGAGUGGAAAAUCAAGAAGGCCCUUCAGAUUCCAAGCAUAAUUCGUUACUAAAUUUCCCCCAGAACCCCAAGACGUUGCUUUCUGCCAAAGCCACUAUUCAACAGGCCGAUGAGUCACAACAAGGGUCCUGUAGCUCUUUAACAAGCAGCUCCUUCCCUACCAAACCUCUUUCCCCAAAGCAUAGUCCCCUAACAUCAGACCCUAGCCCUCCUGCUCCUAGAUGCCCAGUAACUUCUGCUCGGAAAAGGGGCCGCCCUAAAUCCCAGAGCUCUAAUAUAGAUGAACCUCCCCCUAGACUAUCUCCAAACACUUUCCCAACUGUGGUGCCUCUUCUGGGUUAUGAUGGUAUCCAAAAAGCCCCUGUGCUGGAGCCAAGUUCCAUACUGCAGUGUGCCACUCAGUCUAUAUCCAGCCCCAAGAAGCGUGGCCGUCCACCAAAACGACCCCUACAAGAGGACCAAAGUGAAGAUGCACUAACUUGCACUGAUGACAGGGACAGAAGUAAAGAUUUCCAUCCUCCUGAAAAAGGGAACAGGCAGCUAAAGAUCAGGAGGCUGAUUAAUGAGAUGAAGAAAAGAAAGAAGAGGAGACUACACAAGGAAAUGCUGUCUGGGUAUGUUAGAAAGGAGGGAAGUGAGGCAGCAGAUGGGGAGACCUCUGUGAGAAUGUGUAAAUCGAUUGAGUCAACAACAGUACACACGCUCUCAGCCCUGUCCUCCUCCUUUGGGAGUAAGCUAGGCCCUCAGAUCAAUGUGAGCAAGAGAGGGACUAUCUAUAUGGGCAAAAGGAGAGGACGCAAGCCUAAAGCCCAAACAAAUCCAACAACCCAGUUCAACUCUAAGAACUCCACUCAGUCAUCUCAGUUCACCAAUCCCUCUGAAACAUCUCUUUUCUCCAACCAACUCAACUCGCACCCAUUUCCCUCCCCAUCUCUUACCCACUCCAGUGGGGCCCAGAGUCCUUAUAGUGAAGGCAGCCUCACGGAACCAACAUCCUCCCUUCUUUUCCCCCAUCCCUUUUCCCUUCCUUCCCCAUCCUCCUCCUGUACCUCACCUCGCCCUCCCUCAUCCUCAUCCCUCUCUCCCUUUGUGAAGAAGAGUUGCCCGUGUCAGGGAAGGCAUCACUUUCCCUUCCACCAGUCUUCAUGUAAACUCUACUGUCCCACCCCUCCACUGCAUCACAUACCUGGCUCCCCUGGCCACCUGAAAGAGGCCACCCCCUCUCCAAGGAGUGAGUCACACAGUGAAGAGACGCUGCCAAGCGAUAGUGGAAUUGGGACAGACAACAACAGUGUUUCUGAGCGAGGAGAGAUGCGGGGAACUCUGGGCUUGCUCAGGUUGGGCCAGGGUUCAGGAGUGAUUUUGGGGGGUCAAAGGCAUCCCUCCUCUGUUGUGGAUCGUCCAUCUCCUGUUUCUUCAUCCCUCUCUCACAUACCACGACCAACAAACCCAAUCACCAAUGCAAGUACUUUGGAGCACCACAGACACAGGCACCGUCGGAGGGAUUACGACUGUUCAUCUUCCUGUACUUGCUUGUGCCCAUGCCCCUGCCCAGGACACAAUAAAUGUACUCAUUCAGACUUUUAUCCUUGUCUUGGGCAUAAUGCACUGAAGAGACAGAAGAAUAAACAUAAGAAGAAACACCAGCAGCUGCACAUGCCCGAUCCAGAGUUUCUGGCGGAAUUAGAAGAUCUAAUUGGGCAGUUCAGCGAAGUCCAUAUUGGACGCCGAGGUUGGGCAAGGAUGGGACUUGCACAGGGCUUUGAUGGGAGUGGGACCUCUGCUGGAGGAAGACGCCAUCACUCCUCCUCACAUUCUCUCCGCUCCAACAUCUUCCGGAUCAAUCUGAAUGGCUUCUACUCGCCUCACCCUUCAUCCUACCCUGCGAAUCAUUCUUUCUCCCCCCAUCCUUUCUACCCCUGCCAGCCUGUGCAUUGCAAUAGGAAGACAGACCGCAGGCAAUGUGGUUGCCCCUCAAAAUUCCAGGAGACCGUUGAAAAUAUGGGCUUUUACAGCAGCUAUCCCCCAACAACAGCCCUUUACCACCACCUUCCCAGCUCCUACCCGCUUUCCUCCCCAAAUCAUUACACCUCCCAUCAGCCCCAUCAUGCCCAUUUCUUCCUCAACCCCGCCAGAUUCCACAGGCGGAGGAGCAGGUUGCUGAGGGAGGGAGCUUUAGGGGGAGAGGUUGAUGGAGAUGUAGAAAGAGGUAGUGGAGGAGGCCAACAUCUCAGCUCAGGGUUCACACCCGGCUUAGUCUGUGGCUGUGGGAGAAGCGAACAUAAACACAAGCAUAAGCACCGUCACAGGCACUGCGAGCGAGACAUGGAUGACGAGGAGGAUUUGCGCGAGGAUGAGGAGGAAGCUGGAGGGGAAAUGGAGGGGAUGGUCAGUUCGAAGGCAAAGUCAGGGUUCAUUUUGGGGCAAGGGGAUGGAGGUGGGAAAAGGGCAAGAGGAAUAGGGAGGAUGCUGUCUAAAGAAUCAACUUGGUUAUGUGGCAAGAGAAAGGAUUCCUUCUCUUCUGCUACUGCUGCCACAUCAUCAUCUUCAGCGGAGAGGUACAAAAACACAUCACUUACCUCACUGGGUCUGGGUUCCUCUCAUCUUUCUUCAUUUGGAGGAGGCUGGGGCGGCAUAAGUCAGAGCUGGACAAAAUUUGGGGGCCUGGGAAGGGCAGGAUUUGGAAACUCCGAUUCAACAUGGAGAGGCUUAGCUGGGGAGAAACAUAAAGGCAGACUGAUCGAAUCAGACGGAGAGGACGAAACUAGUGAGGACAUUCAAGAGUCAGAUAUGUACAGGAAAUCCCCGUCCCCAACACACACCAACCUUUUUACAACCGCUGUCAUGGCAUCAGAGGGGAGAGGUCUGAGGAGCGGAUUGGUCGGUCAGAAUCCAGGAUGGGGCGACAGGUCAUGGAUAAGAGAUCAGCCAGUGUGGUCAGAGAGGAGAGAAACAGGUUUACAAGGUGACUCGAGGAGCCGGGGGCAGCAAAAAAGCGUGCCAACUCCAGACAGUGUGGCAGGGAAAAACAAAAGAGGGCCAGGACGUCCACGAAAGCACCCACUGCCCUCCACUGUAUCCUCCCCCAUGCACUUAUCUGCAGCUCCCUCCAUGUCAUCAGCCAACCUCAUGCCAGGACACAGCCACAACAAAGAUGGGAUAGAAGUGGGAGGGAAAAAAGAAGAGAGAAGGCCAGAGAAAGAUGGAGUAAGGGAUGCACUGCAGCAGGUGACAGAGUUGGAGCUGCAGGCCAAGCGGAAGAGAGGACGAAAGAGAAAGUAUGGUGACUCUCCUUGUCAUCAGAGUGUCACUGAGGACAAACCCGAGUGUGACACCCCUCCUGAAUGUUUCAGCCAAUCAGAGGUUGACCAGGCCCCAUCCCAACCAGUUACCAUCCAAAGAGAGGAGCGAGGAGAUUUUCCUCCCAGGAAGACGUUUCUGAGGGCAGGUCUAUACUCCGAUGAUUACAAAACUACAGACCCCCCUUCCCUAGCCCAGCAGUCAUGCAGAGAGAGUGUGGAAUACACACCAGAGGAGCAUGAAUACAGCCUUCUUCCUGCUCCCAUACAUGUUGGGAAGUACCUUAGGCUGAAGCGGAUUCAUUUCCAGCUACCUUAUGAUGUCAUGUGGCUGUGGCAGCAUGAUAAGCUUCAAAAGCAGCCUGCUGUCCCACUAAAGAGGAAGCGGCGUUACUGCCGGCUGAAGGAAAGGUCUUCAUCCUCUCACCAGACAGAGGAGGAGAGCUCGAGUGAAAUCACCAGCCUGUUUCCUCACCUCGACAUGGAGCCUUUGACCAGCACUGAGAGGAGUUUUGUGGUGAAGCAGCACGUGUUCCUCAUGAGGAACUUGGAGCUGGUGAGAGACAGACAGAUCCGACUGAGGAUAGAGAGGGAGAGGGAAAUAGACCCAGAGGGAGAGGAGAGGGACAGUCCACGUCUGUCUUGUGAUGGAGCCCAUGUGGAUGACAGCCACAUCAAGUCAGAUCAGCACGUGGGGGUGGAGGUGACGGUUAUCAGCACUGACCUCCACCAUCAGAGUCAGGACACCUCCAGCUCACUCACUGCCAACCCCUGUUCCACCAAAACCCAGAAUAGACCAGAGGGGGAGGAGGGAGAGGAAGAAAAGCGAGGGGAGGAAGAGGUCUGCAGCAGAGAACAGAGGAGGAAACGUCUGAAUGAUUUACUUUUAACCCUGCAGCAUUAAUAAGCUAACAGAGAAGGGUGGGACCGCUCUGAAGAAGGGACAUGGCCUACCGCUGGACAGAUGGACAGGAAGUGAUGCCACAACACUGCUCUUAACAGUGGUACUGCCUCAGAGAACAAGUGAGAAAAGGAAGGGAGACAAGAACUGGAGAAUUAUGGAGGCUGAAAAAGCAAGAAAGACAUCCUGCACACUGACAGAUGAGUGUGUCGAACCUAGUGCUCUGAAGGGCAUCACACCAAGGAUGAAACCAUGGCAACACAUCCUUUGUCCAAGCGGCGAGGGAUGAUGAGAGAUAGACCGUCCCGGAUGAAACAGAAAGAAACAGACCAGCUGAAAGGAAUUUGCACUAGUGCUGGAUGAACAAGCACACUAAAGACUGUAUGUAUGCUGAGUGGACUCACUUUAAAAACACACAGGCAUACACUUUGAUUGCUCUUACUUCGGCACCUUAAGUAAACUGGAAGAGACACAACUUUGCUUGGAAAGUGGACAUAAAUGGUACUCAGCAUUUCAGCUCUGAAGUUUCCAAGAGACGAGGAGUUCACCAAAAUACGCCCGGGGGAACAAAAAUGUAGCCCUAAGUAGGUCAGGAUUGAACCCUCUUUUAAUUGUUAAGCUUUCAAAGUCACACUGCACCUUUGGGGAAAUGACACGAGGAGGAGUGAACCAGUUAAAAAGCUGUUGAGACAGUGUUAGGGGGGUUUUCUUCACUUUACCAAGACAGUGUCUGCUAUGUACCAGUGAAUAGGCUGGGGAGGGAGAGAGGGGGGUGGGCUUAGUGAUAGGAAUUUUGGCAUUGCUGCAAGAGAAUUUCUAAUGAGGUUUUAAGAAAGAAGUUAUUUUUGAACAAAAAAAAAAAAAAAACAGCUUGAGUACUAUCUGCUAAAGAAAUAGACAAAGUAUAUUCAUGAGAGGAAUGUUUAUUGACUAUUUUCAGUAUUGCUUCCUUGAGAAGGGGUUAAAAAAAAAGUGUUUUGUUUACUUCGGACUGCCUUUGAGAAUGUUUCGCUCUUUGCUCUGGAGCAUUGACAAUCAGAAUGUCCUUGGUGUGGGGGGGGGGAGAAACCGGAGAGGAAAGGGAAUGUAAAGUAGAAUUAAUUUGCCCCAAAUGCUCUGUAGAAGUGCCAUGUUGUUGUUGUGUACGUAACUAAGCGAACUCAUGCAGUCUUUUAAAGCAAUAUCUCCUCUGAUAAGGACUAUAUAAAGACUUCCUUUGUUGUGUUUUUUUUUUAUAGUUGUGAAUAUUCGAGGAUUGGAGGUUAUUUUUAUGUACAGUUGCAUAGUAGGUUGUUCUCCUAUAAGAAGCAUUGGGCUAAUCCAGUGGAAGUAAGCAUAAGCGUUUAGUUUCAUGUGAAUGUACAUAGAGAGAGAGACCUGUUUUCCUUCUAUCAGCAGUAGCGUGUAAAAUGACUAUCAUACAUGUCAAUAUUAUCGCGAGUAUACUUCAUAUCAGCAUCAUAUCAGACCUGUCAUUUUACUAACAUUUUUUUAACAGAUAAUAAAGCUGACCAAUAUUCCAGUCAUUUCUCCUUGAAAUGGACUAUGAUUGUAUAGGAUUUUUGUUUUGUAGAAUGACGUAAUUUGUCUUCUUUUUUAGCCAAGCGUACCUUUUUGUUUUUAUAUUGGUCAGACGAUCAGUGACAGUGACUUAGUUUUUUUUUUUCCAGUGUUAAACUUCUGCUCUCUAUCAGUAGUGUGGCUUCAAAUAACGAGGCGAGAAAGUGCAAUUUCUUUGACUGUUUACAUACUGCAUGUAUAUUUUUCCUCUUUCCUUUUUUUAACUAAGAGCACUACAUUAUUGCCAGUGGAUGAUUAACUUUAUAGCAAAGGUACACAUAAAGAGUUAUUUAUCUAGUUUGCAUGAAAUGUAACCUUUGCCUGUUGCCUCUGAUAACGUGCUUCUGAAAAACAAAACGUUCAAAAACGGAUAUAACUCAACGCCAUAGAAUGUCAGAUCAAACUUUUUUGCCUCUAUAACCACAAUAAUAAAAGCAUUUUAUGUCUA
Molecule: messenger RNA, 8703 nt
Organism: Labrus mixtus (cuckoo wrasse)
Lineage: Eukaryota; Metazoa; Chordata; Actinopteri; Labriformes; Labridae
Product: histone-lysine N-methyltransferase ASH1L-like
Exons: 14
Coding region: 672-6698 (2008 amino acids)
Molecular function (GO): DNA binding
Source: RefSeq, a predicted model, not a curated record